Durusdinium trenchii is the source of this 2211-nucleotide messenger RNA. NCBI's taxonomy places the organism in Eukaryota, Dinophyceae, Suessiales, Symbiodiniaceae. The record is from the annotation of a GenBank genome assembly.
AUGUUCGUCGCGAAGAGCUGUAGGAGCUAUGUUUGCUCCCUUUCCAACCAGAUAGAUGUCAUCGCGACGCUGCCCUGGUACGUGGAAAGGAUCCUUGUCUAUACGGCACCUAGUAGUGAUCACGGUCGCCUGGAGAAGAUGGCUGGCUCCCUGCGGACCUUGCGCAUGGUCCGCCUGGCGCGCAUGAUCCGUCUUCUCCGUGUGCUGCGCUUGGCCAAAGUCGCUCGUCACUCAGAGGUGAUUUCCAUCGUCCUGGAGAGUUUGGUGGAGUCGGCCACGGGGAUCUUUGUGCUCAUGUCCUUCGUGAGUAUGUGGGCCUUGGUUUGUGCCACAGUGGUCUAUGCCGCUGAGAUAGAUGCUCCGGACACGGACUUUGUCUCCAUCCCAGCAGCGUUGUGGUGGUCGAUGGCCACCAUCUCCACGGUGGGCUAUGGUGAUAUGGUGCCCCAUACGUCCAUUGGCAAGCUGGUGGGAGGAGUCUCCAUGCUUGGUGGUAUCCUCAUCACCUCCAUCUCGGUGGCGGUCAUCACCACCUCCUUCACUGAGCACUACCAGCAGCGAUGCAGAGUGCACGAGGUCACCAAGUUCAAAGAGUUGGCUCGGAAGCAGUCAGUCCUCAGCAUCAACGACGAGGCCACGCCCACAUCCAGCACGGCUGCAAGGUCACGUUCCCCAGAUGUCCUGGCAACUUGGCAGGAGCUUGAGGAGGAGGUGCAAAAGCAGUUGGUUCGACUUGAAGCCGAACUGCUCUUCCGGCCCUUGAGGAACAGGCCGACGGAUUAUCACGUGGCAUUGGAACUCUUGAAGGACUGCCUGAUUUGUUGGGCACCAGACUCUGACGUGGAGCUUUGGGGGCCCUCAGAGAAAGCCUUGGAAGACUUGCAGCGGGCCAUCCAAAGCGCUGAGCAACAGCUGAGAGGGAGCCUGCAGGAGACCUUCGGAUUGAAUCAUGAAUGGUUGGAACUGAAAGCCUUGCGUUGCGAAGAAGAGCUUCGCUCCGUCCUGGACUUCAUCCGGAGCUUGGGCUCGGGGGAGAGGGCGACCCACCAAGCCGCUGCGCCGGAAGACGUCUUGCAACUGUUUCACGCGUUGGACUCGGAUCUGCGCGAGGCACAAGCAGAGAUUCGCAUGUCCAUCGUGGCUGGCAUCCCACUGACCUCUCAGCAUCCCAUCUCAGGCGAUACACCCCUGGACUUCGCCAUCCUCCGUGGCCGCACCAGUUCCGUCCGCACGCUCCUGGCCUGCGGCGCCACGCCGUUUCGGCACACACGCGCCGAUCCGGCGGAGCUCUUCGCAGCGGCCGAGCACUAUGGCUUGGAGGACGUCGUGAGGCUUUGUUCUCAGUGGACGCGAACCGUGGAGGCCAAGCAGCAGCUCUUUGCAUCGGCUCACCAAGGUGAUGCGCUGCGUUGUGCGCAGCUGCUCCAGAUGAAGGUGGACCCUUCCUCAAGGGAAGAGGUCACGGGCUUCAGCGUAUUGGAAUGGGCUGUGCUUUCACCUGCUUUGAAUACAGAUGUGGUACUUUGCUUGUUGCCCUACUCUGACUCCACCGCCAAGCAGUCGGCCUUGCGCAUGUCGGCCAUAUAUGGCGUGGGACUUGGCGUCCUGGAGGGUCUCCUGGGCGCGAACUGCGACCCCAGCCUGUGCGACGCUGAUGGAUGGACUCCAUUGGAUUGGGCCAUCUCACAAGGUCACGAGGAUUUUGCCUUGGACCUUCUCCAGUAUGGAGGGCCUCAGCUGGCAUACGCCUGCCGAAGACCUUUGGCCUCUCUGGCGCGGGUGGCCCGCAGCCAUCCCCAUCGAUUGCACCGCUUAGCCCAGUUGCUGGAGGCUGAGCCCACUGCCGUUGCAGAGGGUCAAUUCCAACAGAUCCUGGUACAGGGAGAUGCGACCGAGCUACUGGAGCUGCUGCUGCGAGGAACGCUGCAGUUGAACGCUCCUUUGCAAGUUUGCGCUUAUGCUGGGCAUUGGCCUUUGGAGUGUUCCUUGUGCCUGGAUCGUUUUGAUCUGGCCCUGCAGCUCCUGCGUUGGCACGCCGACGUCCACACGGCCGGCGCCUCGCUUCCAGCGGUCCUGCAGCGGGUGGCGAGUAGAGCGACGCCCGAGACCGGUGACUUGCUUCGACUGCUGGCCGCCUCCUCCGCACCGCCACCAUCUCGGCCGCCACGGCCGCCACGGCCGCCACCUCGGCCGCCCAUCGCCGUGGGCUGA